Molecule: messenger RNA, 1710 nt
Organism: Pteropus alecto (black flying fox)
Lineage: Eukaryota; Metazoa; Chordata; Mammalia; Chiroptera; Pteropodidae
Gene: SLC39A2
Product: solute carrier family 39 member 2
Exons: 4
Coding region: 511-1440 (309 amino acids)
Biological process (GO): zinc ion transmembrane transport
Cellular component (GO): plasma membrane
Molecular function (GO): zinc ion transmembrane transporter activity
Source: RefSeq, a predicted model, not a curated record
AUGGCCCCAAAUCCCCUUUGAAAGCAUAUGGUUCAGGUAUCAGCAUAGCAGCCUGUAAAACUUGGGUUAGGGUGCAAAGGAUAUGGAAGGCUUAGAUCAAAUGUCCUAAGUGAGGCAGGACCAGAUUGUCCCCAGUAUGAAACAGCUGGGAAGUAGCUACCAUAGACUGUCCCAUUUGGAAUUAGACCAGCCCUGGGUAUGAACCAAGACAGUCCACAGCCCUUGGAUUAGUCAUGGCUUGAAGAAGAGAAGACAGAGCACAGGGCUGUGCCUGACAGGGAGGGAGUCUGGAGUUUCUGGUUUCAGUGUGAGCCAGGGGAGGGGCCUUCAUGUAGAGGGAGGGCUGGGCCCCAGUCAGCUAUGCAAGGCUGCGUAAGCAGAGGCAGCACAGAACAGAGAGGAUCCCAACACCUUCCUCAAUCGCAGGAGUGGACACUGCAGCUUUGACCACCUAAGGCACCACACUUGCUCCAAAGCUUGUAAUUCCAUUUGCCAUUCUGAGGCCCAAGGAUGGAGCCACUACUAGGGGUGAAAAUUGGCUGCCUGUUUGCCCUGCUGGCUCUCACCCUGGUCUGUGGCCUCAUUCCCAUCUGCUUCAAAUGGUUCCAGAUCGAGGCGGCCACAGGUCGUCACCGCCGGGUCCUCAGCCUCCUGGGCUGCAUUUCUGCCGGCGUUUUCCUGGGAGCAGGGCUCAUGCACAUGACCGCUGAAGCCCUGGAGGGAAUGGAAUCGGAAAUCCAGAAAUUUGAGAUGCAGAACAGGACAAAAAGUGAGGGAAAUUUUUCUGGUGAUGCUGAUUCAGUUCAUAUAGACUAUCCCUACGGAGAGCUCGUCAUCUCCCUGGGCUUCUUCUUGGUCUUCUUUAUGGAGUCGCUGGCACUGCAGUGCUGUCCUGGAGCUGCUGGAGGAUCCGAAGUGCAGGAGGAGGAAUGCGGGGGCGCUCACGUGCUCGGAUUCCACAGCCACGGACCUCUGCCCUCGCCCUCCCGCAGCCCCUUUCGAGCCCUCAUCCUCCUGCUCUCACUCUCCUUCCACUCGGUGUUUGAAGGUCUAGCUGUGGGGCUGCAGACAACAGUAGCAGCUACCGUGCAGCUCUGUCUUGCUGUCCUGGCUCACAAGGGGCUCGUAGUGUUUGGUGUAGGACUGCGGCUGGUGCAGACAGGCACUGAGUCCCGAUGGGCCGUGUUGUCUAUACUGUUGUUCGCGCUCAUGUCCCCCCUGGGCCUAGCCUUAGCGCUGGCUGUAGCUGGAGGAGACUCUGAAGGGGCACGAGGCUUAGCCCAGGCUGUGUUAGAGAGUGUGGCAGCUGGCACCUUCCUGUAUGUCACCUUCCUAGAAAUUCUGCCCCGGGAGCUGGCUGGUCCUGAAGCUCCUCUGGCCAAGUGGGGCUGUGUAGCCACUGGUUUUGCCUUCAUGGCUCUUAUUGCAUUGUGGGCCUGAGAGAUUCCUGACUUCUCUGACAGACUCCUCUAGAAUGCUCUCCUUACCCCCAGGAGGCACCUCCCCAAUGGCUUUGGCCCUCAGACAUCUUCAGUGAGACUAAGUGGCAUUCACUAGGCAUCAUCCCCCAUGAACUGGGCCCCAGCUUUUCCUACAUGAGAUAGCAUUGCUCAUCCAAGACUGAGAAAAAGAUGUUUAUUUAGGUUGAGGGCCUAUACAUUGGAGAAUUGAUAUAAAGACCAUCUUUCCAGAUUUGACUCAUCCCAUUUU